AUGGAUCGUCGGUACCCUCCUACGAGUAUGCCUCAAAACACUGACGGAAGUUACAACUGGGCGGAUUGGCCUCAAGGGCCUACAGUUGAAGGCCAAGGUUAUCAGCAAGCCAGUCCGUAUCAAUCCUUCGAUCAGUCACACUCUCCAAGCCCUGGAUACCCAGUGAGCCCCAAUACACAAGGACAGUGGAUAAAUCCAAGCCAGGCAGAACAAAUGGCUUAUGCAACAGCAACCACUGCUCCGCAACUCCAAGCCCAAAGUCUCCACCCAUACAGCCAACCAUCCCGGACUAACAUGAUGAACUACGCGGCGACUGACGCAGCCUGGGAAGACCCAGCGGUUAAGCAAAGCCCUAUGCCCUCUCCUGGUAUGGACUGGGAGUCUUGGAUGAGUCACUCGCCGACCCCACAAGACGAUGACGUUUCCACCAAUGCCUCUUACUUCGGAGACGAGGCUGUCGCAAGGAAACAUCCCUCCGUCCGUAGCCCAACGGGCAGCGAAGACAGCAGUUCAUCACCUGUAUUGAACAAGAAGAGAGAACGAGCACAACACAACAUCGUAGAACAUAGGUACCGGGAAAAACUGAACAGGGAGAUAUCACAACUCCGCAAUCAUGUUCCAGCCUUGAGAGAUGCACAAAGCAGCAAAGGCGAUUCACCUGCGAAAAUCGGCAAGUCCACAGUCUUAGUCAAAGCCGGCGAAUACAUCGAGAAAUUGGAGGAGGAGAACGAGAAACUGAAGAAGAGGAAUGAAAACCUAGAACGACACCUUCACCGCGCAGCGCACGAAAAGAAGCGCUGA
This is a messenger RNA of Bacidia gigantensis, 801 nucleotides long. RefSeq lists its product as uncharacterized. Bases 1 to 801 code for a protein of 266 amino acids. Gene Ontology annotation, molecular function: protein dimerization activity. The record is from RefSeq and is a predicted model, not a curated record. The transcript has a single exon. Lineage: Eukaryota; Fungi; Ascomycota; Lecanoromycetes; Lecanorales; Ramalinaceae.